AUGACUUAUCACGAAAAGAAAGAAAGCAAAGGAAUUAAAUAUUCCUUAAUAAGCACCAUCAUGGUAAUCAUAUUCAUCAUCAUGAUGGCAAUGAACACUUUUGCUUACGGAAAAAAGGAAAUAUCAACCUCUUCAACACCAAAUACUAAUAUUUACUAUUCAUUAUUGAAUGAAAAUGGUUCGAUAUCGACUAAUGGAACCAUAACUCCAAAUCCUAGUACAGCAAUGGAUUGGUUCUGGGUUAUUGUCAAGUCAAUUUACUUUAAUGCAAUCAUGAGUGGAUUAUUUGCAGGUGCUGUUACAAUUUUUGUAACUGUAAUUAUUGAAAGAUUUGGACCUCAAAUUGGAGGAGUUAUUGCAACCUUGGUAAGUUUUAUAUGUGAAAUGGUUCCAAAACUAAUAUAUACGAAACAGCCAAGUGCUAUCGUUCCAGCUCUAAUUGGAUUUGCAUUCGAUGCCAAUAGAAAUUAUGAAACAGAUGAGGAAAAUAGAAGACACGUCCUAAUUCAACAAUUCUUCUCUGUUCCAAUUGCUGUUUUCUGCAAUAUCACCAUGAUGGUUGUGUGGAAAUAUGGUCCAACUUUGUUGAAUUGGAUUAUUUCCAAAAUUCACAACAAGAAACAACAUGUCAAUAAUAAGGAAACUUUUAAUUCUAGUGGACCAGCAGUAUCCCUGGAAGAUCACUUUAAGGAACAUCAUGAUGAUCAUUUGGAAUUGAAAGAAGUUGAUUUGAAUCAUGAUAAAGAAAAUCUGGUUGACCAAAAAGUGGAAGAAACAAAACCAAACAAGCACGAACUCUUGAAAAAGAUUGGAAAGAUGCUUAUUGUUUGUUUCCUUUCCUUAAUUGCUUGGUUUGUUGUAGCUGCAGUUUUUGUAGUUGUUACAAAAAUUGUAAAAUUAUCGGAUGACAUUUUGAUGGGUGUCAGUAUGGGUUUCUAUGGGUUGACCAUAAUUUCCAGUUUGAUUUUCAAUUGGAAACAGCCAACUACCAAACCAGGACCAGCCAAGAAAGUUGCUUGGUGGUUACUUUUGAGUAGAGGCAUUUUGGCAUGUGUCAUUAUCUGCAUUUCAGUUUUGAUGGGUGGCUUGAAAUUGACAUUUAUUUCUGGCAUGUUCUCAGUUUUUCCAGUAAUCUCACUUUCUUCCUUAAUUUCCUUAUGGUUAUCUCAAGGAGAAAUCCCAACCUCCAAUGCAUCUUCAACAAUGAUGGUUGGCAGUAAUAGUUUACCAAUUUUUGCUGCUGUCAUGUGUGUUUGUUUGUGGUAUAUGAAUAUUGCGUUGGCUUUCUUGGUUGGAUAUGUUGCUUCUGCGUUGGUUGCUGUGUUGUGUUAUGCUUAUUUGUGGUGGAGAAAGAAAGUUGCUCUCUCUUCUAUGGUUGAUGAAACGAAACUUGACGAAAGUAAACAUUAA
Messenger RNA from Naegleria gruberi, 1410 nucleotides. RefSeq lists its product as uncharacterized. Bases 1 to 1410 code for a protein of 469 amino acids. Lineage: Eukaryota; Heterolobosea; Eutetramitea; Acrasida; Naegleriidae. The record is from RefSeq and is a predicted model, not a curated record. The transcript has a single exon.